AUGAACAUCGUGCCCCAUCCCGACCAGUUGCGGGACAUGUGUCCGAUCUGCAAAACAGACAAGUACCUCUCCCCCAGUAUGAGGUUUCUUGUCAACCCCGAGUGCUAUCACAAGAUCUGCGAGUCAUGCGUCGAUAGGAUCUUUUCACUAGGCCCGGCCCCAUGCCCGUAUCCGAAAUGCGGAAAAAUCUUGCGAAAGAACAGAUUCAAGCAGCAGAUCUUUGAGGACUUGGUUAUUGAAAAGGAGAUCGACGUGCGGCGAAGAGUCGGUGCCAUCUACAACAAAACCGAGGAGGACUUUGCCAGCUUGAAAGAGUACAAUCAGUACUUGGAACAGGUGGAGGAAAUAGUGUUCAAAUUGAGCAACGGGGUUGACCUUGAGGCGACGGAGCAGGAGGUCAGAGAGUACGAGAGCGAGCACAAGCUAGAGAUUCUCGAAAAGAACAUGCGCGAGUCGCAAAAGACAGCCGACUUGGCCAAGUACCAGGAUGCCAUGGAACGGUUGAAGCAGGAGAAGCUCAAGAUUCAGAAACGGAUGGAGCAGGAGGAUGUGGAGUUUAAGAUCCUCCAGCAGCAGGAGCUUUUGGAGAAGAUGACCAACAGCUCAAUGAGCAGCGAAGAGUUGCUUCAGCAGCAGCAGCGGCAGUUGAACAAGCGCACGCUGCAGAGGAAGAAACAGUUGCAGCAGAUAAACAGCCAGUUGGACCAGCAGUUUAGCAGUAGUGUACCCGAGAGCCGCCUGGCGGUGGCAGUUGCACCGUUUACGCCGUUCGACGGAGACAGAGAUUUGACUUUGAGGUAUCGUCUAUUGAGCCAAACUGUUGACCCCAAGGAUAGCUACCACGACCCGUAUCUAUUCGAGUUGGCAAAGAAAAAGGAGUAUCUAGGGGGCGGCUGGAGGUUGGCUAAUGUUUUUGAGAGAGCACUAGACGAGGCAUUCUGCGGGCUAGGGUGUUUUGUGGAAGGGGAGAAACUAAGCAUUAGCUAA
This is a messenger RNA of Lodderomyces beijingensis, 987 nucleotides long. The record is from the annotation of a GenBank genome assembly. Lineage: Eukaryota; Fungi; Ascomycota; Pichiomycetes; Serinales; Debaryomycetaceae.